This is a messenger RNA of Oxyura jamaicensis (ruddy duck), 14110 nucleotides long. RefSeq names its product APC regulator of WNT signaling pathway (gene APC). Gene Ontology annotation, biological process: negative regulation of microtubule depolymerization; pattern specification process; cell migration. Gene Ontology annotation, molecular function: beta-catenin binding; microtubule binding; gamma-catenin binding. The record is from RefSeq and is a predicted model, not a curated record. The coding region runs from base 41 to 8590 and encodes 2849 amino acids. The transcript has 16 exons. Gene Ontology annotation, cellular component: beta-catenin destruction complex; catenin complex; cytoplasmic microtubule. NCBI's taxonomy places the organism in Eukaryota, Metazoa, Chordata, Aves, Anseriformes, Anatidae.
AUGGAGGGGCCGCGGCCAUGGGGGCUGAGGGUAGCCCAGGAUGGCCGCAGCUUCCUAUGAUCAGUUGUUAAAACAAGUUGAGGCAUUAAAGAUGGAGAACUCCAACCUUCGACAGGAGCUAGAGGACAACUCAAAUCACCUAACAAAACUGGAAACUGAGGCAUCUAACAUGAAGGAGGUGCUGAAACAGCUACAAGGAAGUAUUGAAGAUGAGGCAAUGGCAUCUUCUGGACAAAUCGACUUACUAGAACGACUUAAAGAAUUGAACUUGGAAAGUACCAACUUCCCUGGAGUAAAGUUAAGGCCAAAGGUGUCUGUGCGUUCAUAUGGGAGCCGGGAAGGGUCUGUGUCAAGCCGUUCAGGAGAGUGCAGUCCUGUUCCCAUGGGGUCAUUUCCAAGAAGAGGAUUUAUGAAUGGGAGCAGGGAAAGCACUGGAUAUUUAGAAGAGCUGGAAAAAGAGAGAUCUCUUUUGCUUGCGGAACUGGAGAAGGAAGAGAAAGAAAAAGACUGGUAUUAUGCCCAGCUUCAGAACCUUACUAAAAGGAUUGAUAGUCUCCCCCUUACUGAAAAUUUCUCCUUGCAAACAGAUAUGACCAGAAGGCAGCUGGAGUAUGAGGCAAGACAAAUCAGAGCUGCAAUGGAAGAACAACUGGGAACUUGUCAGGACAUGGAGAAACGAGCACAGGUGAGGGUGGCAAGAAUUCAACAAAUAGAGAAGGACAUUCUUCGUAUUCGACAGCUCCUGCAAUCACAAGCAGCUGAAGCAGAGAGAGCACCUCAAAGCAAGCAUGAUGCAGGUUCCCAUGAUACUGAGAGGCAGAGUGAAGGUCAAGGAGCAGCAGAAAUCAGUAUGCCAACUAGCAGUACUGGUCAGGGUUCUGCUGCUCGAAUGGACCAUGAGACAGCCAGUGUUAUGAGCUCUAGUAAUAACUAUUCUGUUCCUCGCAGACUGACAAGUCAUCUGGGUACCAAGGUAACCGAAGAUUACAAACCACAGGUGGAAAUGGUGUACUCACUGUUAUCAAUGCUCGGUACUCAUGAUAAAGAUGACAUGUCAAGAACAUUGCUAGCAAUGUCCAGCUCCCAAGACAGCUGCAUAGCCAUGCGUCAGUCUGGAUGUCUUCCUCUCCUCAUCCAGCUUUUACAUGGCAACGAUAAAGACUCUGUCUUGCUAGGGAACUCUCGUGGUAGUAAAGAGGCCCGUGCCAGAGCCAGCGCAGCACUACAUAACAUCAUUCACUCCCAGCCUGAUGAUAAGCGAGGCAGACGGGAAAUCCGCGUGCUCCAUCUUUUGGAGCAGAUUCGUGCUUACUGUGAAACAUGUUGGGAAUGGCAGGAAGCACAUGAACAAGGCAUGGACCAAGACAAAAACCCAAUGCCUGCUCCAGUUGAUCAUCAGAUCUGUCCUGCUGUGUGUGUUUUGAUGAAACUUUCAUUUGAUGAAGAACAUAGGCAUGCGAUGAAUGAGCUUGGAGGUUUGCAGGCCAUUGCUGAACUGUUGCAAGUGGAUUGUGAAAUGUAUGGACUUACAAAUGACCACUAUAGUGUUACAUUAAGGAGGUAUGCUGGAAUGGCUCUGACAAACUUGACUUUUGGGGAUGUGGCAAACAAGGCUACCUUGUGUUCUAUGAAGGGCUGCAUGAGAGCUCUUGUAGCCCAAUUGAAGUCUGAAAGUGAAGACUUACAGCAGGUCAUUGCAAGUGUGUUGAGGAACUUGUCCUGGCGAGCAGAUGUAAACAGUAAAAAGACACUACGAGAAGUUGGGAGUGUGAAAGCACUGAUGGAAUGUGCUUUAGAAGUUAAGAAGGAAUCGACCCUAAAAAGCGUUUUGAGUGCCUUAUGGAAUUUGUCAGCACAUUGUACUGAGAACAAAGCUGAUAUAUGUGCUGUUGAUGGUGCUCUUGCAUUUCUAGUUGGCACACUCACAUACCGGAGCCAAACAAACACUCUAGCCAUCAUAGAAAGUGGAGGAGGAAUAUUAAGAAAUGUUUCUAGCUUAAUUGCUACUAAUGAGGACCACAGGCAAAUCUUGCGAGAGAACAGCUGCUUACAAACCUUGUUACAACACUUGAAGUCACACAGUUUGACAAUAGUCAGUAAUGCAUGUGGGACCCUGUGGAAUCUUUCUGCACGUAAUGCAAAGGAUCAGGAGGCACUGUGGGACAUGGGAGCAGUCAGCAUGCUCAAAAACCUCAUUCACUCAAAACACAAGAUGAUAGCAAUGGGCAGCGCUGCCGCUCUAAGAAACCUCAUGGCAAACAGGCCAGCAAAGUAUAAGGAUGCUAAUAUUAUGUCUCCAGGAUCAAGCUUACCAUCUCUUCAUGUUAGAAAACAAAAGGCACUGGAAGCAGAACUAGAUGCUCAGCAUUUAUCAGAGACUUUUGACAAUAUUGAUAAUUUAAGCCCAAAAGCAUCUCACCGUAAUAAGCAGAGACAUAAGCAGAACAUAUACAGUGAGUAUGUUUUGGAUUCUAGUCGUCAUGAUGAUGCGAUUUGCAGAUCAGAGAGCUUUAAUACUGGUAAUAUGACUGUACUUUCACCAUAUUUAAAUACGACAGUAUUGCCUGGCUCCUCUUCUUCCAGUAGAGGAAACAUAGAAAAUUGUCGAUCUGAGAAAGACAGAAGUCUUGAUAGGGAUCGAGCAGUAGGUUUAAAUACGUAUCAUCCGGCUACAGAGAACACUGGGAACUCCUCUAAGAGAAUAGGAAUGCAAAUGUCUACUGCUGCAGCCCAAAUUGCCAAAGUUAUGGAAGAAGUAACAAGCAUGCAUAUUCCACAAGACGACAGAAGUUCUAGUUCCACUUCUGAAAUGCACUGUUUGACAGAAGACAGAAAUGCCCAGAGGAGAGCAGCCAGUGCCCUUACUCACUCCAGUACAUACUUUCCUAAAUCUGAGAAUUCAAGCAGGACAUGUCCUGUGCCUUACACAAAAAUGGAAUACAAGAGAGCUUCAAAUGAUAGUUUAAAUAGUGUAAGCAGCAGUGAUGGCUAUGGCAAAAGAGGCCAAAUGAAACCUUCCAUUGAAUCUUAUUCUGAAGAUGAUGAAAGCAAGUUUUGUAGUUAUGGUCAAUAUCCAGCUGACUUGGCACAUAAGAUACAUAGUGCAAAUCAUAUGGAUGACAAUGAUGCAGAGCUAGACACUCCUAUUAACUAUAGUCUUAAGUAUUCAGACGAACAGCUAAAUUCUGGAAGGCAGAGCCCCUCUCAGAAUGAAAGAUGGGCAAGGCCUAAGCAUAUAAUAGACGAUGAAAUGAAACAGAAUGAACAAAGGCAAUCAAGGAGCCAAAGUGCAGCCUACCCGGUAUACACUGAGAGUGGAGAUGAUAAACAUAUGAAAUACCAGUCACCUUUUGGACAGCAAGAUUGUGUUUCUUCAUUUAGAUCAAGAGCAUCUAAUGGUUCAGAUCAGAACAGAGUAGGCUCAACUCUUGGAAUGAAUCAGAAAGUAAACCAGUCCUUGUGCCAGGUUGACGAUUAUGAUGAUGAUAAGCCAACCAACUACAGUGAACGUUACUCUGAGGAGGAACAACAUGAAGAGGAAGACAGACCAACCAAUUAUAGUAUAAAGUACAAUGAAGAGGAACAUCAUGUUGAUCAGCCCAUUGAUUAUAGUCUAAAAUACUCAACAGAAGUUCCUCCCUCUUCUCAGAAGCCAUCUUUUACUUUUUCAAAGACUUCUUCGGUGCAAAGCACUAAAACUGACCGUAUUUCCUCAAGCACUGGGAAUGCAUCAGCCCCCUCAGCUGUUUCAAAGAGACAGAAUCAGCUCCACCCAAGUUCUGCACAGAGCAGAGGAGGUCAUGCUCAAAAGACUGCCUCCUGUAAGACUCCCUCUAUUAAUCAGGAAACUAUACAAACUUACUGUGUGGAAGAUACACCAAUAUGUUUUUCAAGGUGUAGCUCUUUGUCAUCUUUGUCAUCAGCUGAAGAUGAAAUAGGACGUGAUCAAUCCACACGUGUGACAGAUGCUAAUAAUACACUACAGAUAGCAGAACUGAAGGAAAACAGUGGGGCUCUAUCUGCAGAAGCCUCAGUAAGUGAAAUCACAUCAACAUCACAACAUAUCAGAACAAAAUCCAGUAGACUUCCAACUUCUAGUUUAUCUCCUUCUGAUUCCUCUAGACAUAAAGCUGUUGAAUUUUCUUCAGGUGCCAAAUCUCCCUCAAAGAGUGGUGCACAAACCCCUAAAAGCCCACCAGAACAUUAUGUGCAAGAAACUCCUCUCAUGUUCAGCAGAUGUACUUCUGUAAGUUCCCUGGAUAGUUUUGAAAGCCGUUCAAUUGCUAGUUCAGUUCAAAGUGAGCCUUGCAGUGGAAUGGUAAGUGGCAUUAUAAGUCCGAGUGAUCUUCCAGACAGCCCAGGACAAACAAUGCCUCCAAGCAGAAGUAAAACUCCACCUCCUUCUCAAGGUGUUCAGGUAAAAAGAGAUGUAGCUAAAGGUAAAGUACCUAGUGCAGAAAAGAGAGAGCCUGGUCCUAGACAGGCAGCUGUAAAUGCAGCUGUUCAGAGAGUUCAGGUACUGCCAGAUGCUGAUACACUAUUACACUUUGCCACAGAAAGUACACCGGAUGGGUUUUCUUGCUCUUCUAGCCUUAGUGCUCUGAGUCUUGAUGAGCCAUUUAUACAGAAAGAUGUAGAGUUAAGAAUAAUGCCUCCUGUACAUGAAAAUGAGCAUGGAAAUGAAGCAGAACCUGAAGAAUCAGAUGAUGCAAAGGAUAACCAAGAGAAGAAAGCAGAGAAGCCUUCUGAAGCAGAAAAAGACAUUCUGGAUGAUUCUGAUGAUGAUGAUAUUGAAAUACUGGAAGAAUGUAUUAUUUCUGCAAUGCCAACGAAGUCUUCACGUAAAGCCAAAAAGCCUUCUCAAGCAUCUGCUCCAAAAAUACCUCCUCCUGUAGCCAGAAAGCCCAGCCAGCUGCCAGUUUACAAACUUAUGCCUUCACAGAGCAGACUGCAAUCCCAAAAGCAUGUUAGUUUUACACCAGGCGAUGAUAUGCCGCGGGUAUAUUGUGUUGAGGGUACACCAAUAAAUUUUUCAACAGCUACAUCUUUAAGUGAUCUUACAAUAGAAUCACCACCAAAUGAGUUGGCCAAUGUAGAUAGUGUGGGUACAGGGGCAGAAUCAGGAGAAUUUGAAAAGAGAGACACCAUUCCUACAGAAGGCAGGAGUACAGAUGACUCUCAGAGAGCAAAAAGCAUAACCGUGACUGCCCCAGGACUGGAUGAUGACAAAACAGAAGAGGGUGAUAUUCUGGCUGAGUGCAUUAACUCAGCUAUGCCAAAAGGAAAAAGUCACAAACCUUUUAGAGUGAAGAAAAUAAUGGAUCAAAUUCAACAAGCAUCUGCAUCUUUAAGUAACAAAAACCAAACAGAAGGUGAGAAGAAGAAGCCAACAUCACCUGUAAAGCCUGUUCCCCAAAACAAUGAAUACAGAGCACGUGUAAGAAAAAACACAGAGCCUAAAAGCAAUAUUAGUAAUGAAAGAAGCUAUUCAGAGAACAGAGACCCAAAGAAACAGAAUGUUAAAAAUAAUGCGAGAGAUUUUAAUGACAAACUUCCAAAUAAUGAAGAGCGUGUAAGAGGAAGCUUUGCAUUUGAUUCACCUCAUCAUUACACACCUAUUGAGGGAACUCCAUAUUGUUUUUCACGGAAUGAUUCCCUGAGUUCUUUAGACUUUGAUGAUGAUGAUGUUGACCUUUCAAGGGAAAAGGCAGAAUUAAGAAAAGGGAAAGAAGCAAAGGAAAUAGAAGCUAAAGACUGCACUAAUACAGAACAGUCUUCAAAUCAGCAACCAACUAACCGGACACAGGUUUGUCAAAAACACCCAACAAGCAGAAGCCAGCCUAAAACUUUCUGUCAGUCAACUAAAGAUAUUCCAGACAGAGGGGCAGCUACAGAUGAGAAAAUGCAGAAUUUUGCUAUUGAAAACACACCUGUUUGUUUUUCUCGCAAUUCAUCUCUUAGUUCCCUUAGUGAUAUUGAUCAAGAAAACAACAACAACAAAGAAGGAGAACCUGUAAAGCGAACUGAGGCUCCUGAUUCACAGAUGGAAUCAAACAGACCACAGACUUCUGGUUAUGCACCCAAAUCAUUUCAUGUUGAAGAUACACCUGUAUGUUUCUCUAGAAACAGCUCUCUGAGUUCGCUUAGUAUUGACUCAGAAGAUGAUCUUUUGCAGGAAUGCAUUAGUUCUGCCAUGCCUAAAAAGAAAAAACCAUCAAGAAUAAAGAGCGAAAGUGAAAAAAAUAAUUCCAGAAGUAUAGGUGGUAUAUUGGCAGAAGAUUUGACACUGGAUUUGAGAGAGAUACAGAGGCCAGAUUCAGAACAUGGUUUCUCACCUGAUUCAGAGAACUUUGAUUGGAAAGCAAUACAAGAAGGUGCAAACUCUAUAGUUAGUAGUUUGCAUCAAGCUGCAGCUGCUGCAUCACUGUCUAGACAAGCUUCAUCAGACUCUGAUUCUAUCCUUUCAUUAAAAUCUGGUAUUUCCCUUGGGUCACCGUUUCAUCUUACUCCAGACCAAGAGGAAAAACCUUUCACUAGUAAUAAAGGUCCACGAAUUCUUAAGCCAGGAGAGAAAAGUACACUGGAGUCUAAAAAAGCAGAAGCUGAAAAUAAGGGAAUCAAAGGAGGGAAAAAAGUAUAUAAAAGUAUGAUUACAGGGAAAGCUCGCUCCAAUUCAGAAGUUUCAAGCCAGUUAAAGCAACCCCAACAAACAAGCGUGCCUUCAAUUUCACGUGGCAGGACAAUGAUUCAUAUUCCAGGAGUUCGAAAUAGUUCUUCAAGUACUAGUCCUGUUUCCAAAAAAGGUGCCCCACUCAAAAACACAAAUUCCAAGAGUCCCAGUGAAGGCCAAAGUUCAGCUAGUUCUCCAAGAGGCGUCAAGUCAUCAGGAAAACCUGAGCCAGCUCCUGUAACUAGGCAACUUUCGGGGUUGAACCAGGGUGGAUCAAGUAAAGGACCUUCGAGAUCAGGAUCUAGAGACUCCACUCCUUCUAGACCUCAACAGCAGCCAUUAAGCCGGCCUCUGCAAUCUCCAGGCCGAAACUCAAUUUCCCCAGGAAGAAAUGGUAUAAGUCCUCCGAACAAACUGUCUCAGUUGCCAAGGACAUCAUCUCCUAGUACAGCUUCAACUAAAUCUUCAAGUUCAGGUAGGAUGUCAUACACAUCACCAGGAAGGCAGAUGAGCCAGCAAAACCUUACAAAGCAAACUGCCUUACCGAAGAGUACCAGUAGCAUUCCAAGAAGUGAGUCUGCUUCAAAAGGAUUAAACCAAAUUCUCAGUAGUGGUGGAUCAAACAAAAAGACUGACCUAUCCAGAAUGUCAUCCACAAAAUCUAGUGGAAGUGAAUCUGACAGAUCGGAGAGACCUGUCCUUGUUCGCCAGUCAACUUUUAUUAAAGAAGCUCCAAGUCCAACUCUAAGACGGAAAUUGGAAGAGUCUGCUUCGUUUGAAUCUCUGUCUCCUUCCAGGCCAGAUUCUCCCACAAGGUCCCAACUACAGACCCCAGUUCUAAGUCCUUCUCUUCCUGAUAUGUCUUUGUCCUCUCAUUCAACUGCCCAGUCUAGUGGUUGGCGAAAGUUACCCCCUAAUCUGAGCCCUUCUGUAGAAUACGAUGGGAGACCAGCAAAACGUCAUGAUAUAGCUCGUUCUCACUCUGAAAGUCCAUCUAGAUUGCCAGUCAAUAGAUCAGGAACAUGGAAACGUGAACAUAGUAAGCAUUCCUCAUCGCUUCCUCGUGUAAGCACUUGGCGAAGAACUGGAAGUUCUUCCUCAAUUCUGUCAGCUUCUUCAGAAUCCAGUGAGAAGGCAAAAAGUGAAGAUGAAAAGCAGCACGGAAGUUCUUUUUCUGGACACAAGCAAAGUAAAGAAAGCCAAGCACCAGCAAAAGGUACUUGGAGAAAAAUAAAAGAAAAUGAAAUUCCCCAGAUAAUGAAUGAUCCUCAGCAUUCUUCCUCGGGUGCCACAAAUAGCUCUGAUUCCAAAACCCUGAUCUAUCAGAUGGCACCAGCUGUCUCUAAGACAGAGGAUGUGUGGGUGAGGAUUGAGGACUGCCCAAUUAACAAUCCUCGAUCUGGAAGGUCCCCAACUGGAAAUACUCCCCCUGUUAUUGACAGUGUUUCAGAGAAAGGGGGUGUGAAUGGCAAAGAUUCUAAAGAGAUUCAAGAAAAACAAAAUCCAGGGAAUGGAAGUGUUCCUGUUCGUACCAUUGGUUUAGAAAACCGUCUGAACUCUUUCUUUCAGAUAGACAGUCCAGACAAGAAGGGCACUGAAUCAAAACCUCUGCAGACUAAUCCUGCUCCUGCACCAGAAAAUAAUGAAAGUACUGUGAGUGAGCGUACACCAUUCAGUUCCAGUAGUUCAAGCAAACACAGCUCCCCCAUCGGUGCUGUUGCCGCAAGAGUUACUCCUUUCAACUACAAUCCGAGCCGUAGGAAGAGUAGUGUGGACAAUAGUUCUGCUCGGCCGUCGCAGAUACCGACACCAGUAAACAACAGCACAAAGAAACGUGACUCGAAAUCCGAAAAUACAGACUCCAGUGGAACUCAGAGUCCUAAGCGUCACUCUGGCUCUUACCUGGUGACUUCUGUUUAAAUACAUCAAAAAAUAAAACUGAUGUAUUACAUAUAGCAGCUACUUAGAACUUUUGUUUCUAAUGAAACUUAAGAAAAAUGGGGAUUGCUUUUUUGUUGUUUUUAUUUUUUGUAAAUAGGUUUGAUUCUUGUUAGAGAGUCCUUGUUCUGGAAGCCAUAUUUGAUAGUAUACUUUGUCUUCACUGGUAAUAUUUUGGAGGAAUAUCUGAUUGACAGUUUGAAAUAAAAUUGCUAAUGCAAGUAUAUUUGUACAGUAUGUUUAACAUGUAUUUAAUUAGCUUCCCAUCCCAUAAUCUUUAAAUAUUGCUUGUCUUGAAAUCAUGGAACAUUGCAGGUAGAAAUGAUACAGUAUACUGCUCUACCAAUCAUUUCUAGAUUGCAGACUGACUAAACUACAUCAGGGAAGAAUUGGUAUUAUUUAUGCAAAAAAGUAUACUCAGUUUUAGUACUUGUGAGUCCAUCUAAACCAAUAAUUAAUCAUGUGGCUGUGAAAUUCACAGUAAUAUGGUUUCUGCUGAACAAGCAUUCCCAGCCUGCUUUUCUGCAUGAAUGGAACUGAUGGUUAUUUUCUAAAGUAAUGAUAACAUUUCUGUGGUCACAUAAUGUGCAUAGAUAGUUAUGGUGUAACAAUUUACACUUCCUUUGUGCUCUGAAAAAAAAUAAAAAUAAAAAAUAAUAAAAAAAAGUGUAACUGUAAAACCUUGAACAAAAAUAUUUUACCUGAUCUAGAUUUUAUCUUAAAGUAGGUAGAAUUUUUUUGCUAUGCUGUAACUUGUUGUAUAUUCUGGUAUUUGAGGUGAGAUGGCUGCUCUUUUAUUAAUGAGAAUAAGGGGAUGUUUCAACAGAGACUAAAAUGAACAUUUCAGAAUAAAUUAUUACUAUAUGUAAAUUGUGUGUGUUACUUCUGCAUUACAUAAAAAUACAGUACUUUAUUUUGAGAUGUCACCUUAUAAUAUGUUGUAUAAUGCACUUACAUUUAUGGCCUGAUCCAGCAAAACCUUGUACCUCCAGUAUUUGUUCUUCUUUAUCACUGACAAAUAGCUGUUGCAGGAUGCUUAACAGUUGCAGGAUCAGGCCCUAGGUCUUCUGUAAUAUAAUUAUAGUUGAGACAGUUUCACCCAUCUCAGGUGCAUAACAAGGCUAAAGGCAGGGUAUUUCCAGAAGCCAAACAGGAUAAUUGUUUUCAUCACUGCGAGCCUGAAAUAAUAUUGUAUGUAUAAGAAUAAUAUUUAUAGAGCAAUUUUUUAAAAAAAUUGGGGAUAUAAUGUAGAAUGUGAAAUAGUGACUAUAAGAUGAAAUUUUAAUUCUAUUUGAAAUCUUCAUGCAUUUUUAUUUGUUUAAAAAAAAAAAUACAAAGGGAAACAAAGCAAGAAUCCCAUGACAAGAAAUUUGCUGUUGUAGGGGAAAAACAAUUUUGAACACAAACCGGGACAUUUUCUGCCUCAAGCCUUUUUGAUGCAAAUAUGGUUUGUGCUAGAACAAUGCUGAAAAAACAGAUUUGUGCUUUAAAUAUAUAUAUAUAUAUAGUUUGAAUUUAGGUAAGAAUUGGUUUAAAGUAGAAACACAGGAUAACAAAACAUUAACCAUUCUGUGCAUGACUGAACAAACCAUGAAAUGGUAUGUCAGUUUUGUUGUAUCUCAGCUGGACUAUUCUGAAGUUAGCAUUCUAAAUAAUUCAUAUUCAGGAUUCAAGAUGCCCUGAUUUCAGGAAGCCCUGAAAUAGAGAAGUUUACCUUUAUGGUAGCUUUAACACAGUUGCAGAGUACAUCGUAUCUGUGGCUUUGUACUUAUCCAAUAUUGAAAUGAAUCAGUUUUGUCUAAAAUUUAUCGUAAGACUUGCAUUGUUUAUGAACAGAGUUAAGAUACUAUCAGCAGACAGCAGUCAAAUAUGAUUAAAUUUAAAGCCAAAACCAAAAGUACCUUUUUGGAAUACGUGGCAUCUUAUUUGAUAUUUUGUUCUUUGCCUCUUGACAAAUUUGCUUAAAGACGUCCUUUAUUUCUAUACCGCUUGGUGCAUCUGUUAACAAACAGUGCUUCUCCUAUUAGCAUUGGUAAUAUUUUGCAUAUAGUAUCUUCAUGAGACUUUUAGUAUUACUGUUCUUUAAAGACGAAAUAGAGACAAAGAUUAUGUGGUUUGUUUGAAGCCAGGAUGUGCUGUUGGAGUAGAAUGCAGAACUCCAUCCUUGUGUUUAAAAUGGAAGACCAUAAACAAUGUAAUACUUCUUUGUGCUGGGCUUUUAAACUACUAAUAUGAAGGUAUACCAUGUAAUCCAGGAUGGUCAGUUAGCACCAGCUUUACAUCUACGUCCUCUUGAUCUAAGAAUUUAAAGGUAAACUCAAUCCCUAUAUAGAAAUUCUGAUUUCAGCUUUAUAACUGAGGUAAUCAAAAGAACAUGAGGUGAAACUACGAAUAAUGGUAUGCAUAUCAAACACCAGAAUGUCUUUGAAAAUUGUAGUGGCUUCUUUAGAUAGUCUUGGAGGUACUUCAUGAUCAUUAUAAUUGGGAAGUUUCUCUUAAUACCCUCAUAAGCAAGCCUGUAUUUGUAGCAAAGACAGAUGAGAUAAACUUUCCAACUAUAAGGGUAGUGAAACACUGAAAUAUGCUUCCCAUGGGAGUUGUUAAAUUUCCAUUAUAGAAGUUCUAAGAAGAGGUUUAGGAAACAUCUCAUAGGGAUGGACUUUAGUAUAUUUCAUAUUGCCUGUGUGCAGAGAUGGGCUUAGGUGAUCCUUUGAAAUCCGUGCCAGACCUACAUGUCUCUAAUUCCUUAUCUAAAAUGCUUAAUAACCGUUAAGAGCCUUUUAGAAUAUUUAAGGACAUCCAGGAUGUUUGAUUCGUGUUAGUGAUUAGGAUACAAAGUUGGAUUCUAAGCGUAACUAUAGAAACAGAUCCCAGAAAUAUAAAAACAGGAAAAUGGGAAAUAGUUAUAAUAAGUAUAUUUGAUCUUGGAUUUUCUUAGUGAUGUCUAGAUUAGUGGUUGCCAGAUUUGGUUUUCGCUGCCAAAGAUUUAUUCCUUGGUUUUACUUAAAUAAAGUUGCUGCAGCAGGCAACAGGACCUUAUUUAUGCUGAGGCAAAACAAGGGAAAGUAAGGAGCUGAGGAAGCCAAGGCUCCUUUUCCUGUUUUUGGGGAUACACUGCCUGCCUUUCUACAGAUUUUGGUAUAACUUUUGUGAUUUGUAUGCAGAUCUGCAAUUGUCUUUGCAUUAGUUUACUAAACGAAGUUUUGUUCUCUUUAUGUGAGCUGUGGAAACAUGACCUCCCUGCAUAUUUUUACUAUUCAAUACCUAUGUUCAUUCUAGCUCCUUGCAGUUAAGGUUGUUGCUAAAUUUCUGUGAAAGCUCUUCUGGCUAACUGUUGCAAACUUUAAAAGGGAACUAAUCUAGUUAUAUUUUUCAUGUGCAGUUCUCCAUCAGAAUAUUUUCCCUUGAAACCUUAAUUCUUAAAACUCCUUGUCAGAGCUGCCAGCUUGAAAAUUGCAAGUCAACAGCCUUGCCAGGAUUUCCUGGCAAGAUUGGAAUAUUGUUUGUAGCAGGACUUGGCUUCAAACUUGAGACUGCAAGCAGCAGCACUCAUCUGACCCUUCAGUGGACUGGUACAGCUUGUAUUUGGUAGAACUGGUUGAGGGAGUAGUAGGAUUUGUGCUGCUUUAGUAUGCUGAUUUUGCUCCAUGCAGGGUCAGGUAAGUGCAGCAUAAGCCAGCAGAAGAGAAAAGCAGCUAGUGCUGGUGGAAAGAGGUUGGAUCAAGCCAUUACUUGCACUUUUAACCCAAUUUGCCAAGUUCCAGAACUGUUCUUCGCCCUUUUUGAGACAGCAAAAGCAAAUUGAAGUUUUGGCCCCUAACUUGUUCACUCUAAACUUCUGCCUAAUGGCCUUCUAGCACUUUGCAUUUACAUAUAUUGUGUUCCAGGUAAGUCCAUCAUCCUGGAAAUUCUAACAACUAACAAGAAGUAUUACAUUAGUCUAUAGUUUGUGUUUCUAGAAAAGAAAUUGUUCUUCAAAAUAUCCAAAAAAAAAAAAAAAUCUACCGUAUGUGAAGUUGUAUGCAACAAUUUUAAAAUUUGCAAUGUUAAAUACAUUAAAUCCUUCAAAAUUAAAAUGACUUACUGCAAUUAGUUGAUUUCUGGAAGAGGCUUGAAGGGUGAGAGAACAUAUCCCUUCCCUGAUGAAGACAGUACUACUUGUAGGUAUGAUCUGGAAAAUGUUUAGGUAGACAAGCUCUUGCAGUCUUUUGUUAGUAAAUGCCUCCCAAAAGUCUUUUCAGACCUCCCAUUAAAUAGUAAGAACAGCCUAAAUAUCUCUAACAAUCCUACCUAGACUUCCACCGAAAUAGAACUUAACAAUAUUGUAAUGCCUUGCAAAGUCUCCUCCACCUGUCUGACAGCUUUGUUCUCGAUGAGAUGUGUGAUUUGGAUGAAGCUGUGAAUCAAAAGUGAAGUGUCAGUUAAUGUGAAGCAUGACCUCCUCCACGCGCUUAAAGCUCUGAGGACUUUCUUAAUACCAUAUCACCCAAAUGUGUUCACUCUCUGCUACCACAGCCAUCUCCUUUGCACUUUUAAGCAUAACCAGAAGAGAUAUCCCCAGUUCUUUAUUUUCAAAUCACAUAUAGAAAUGGCAUUCCUGCUUCAUAGUUUACUAUAUGCAGAAUAACAGAUUGUAUCUGUAAGCGUAUCUUAGAGAAUGUUAAUGUAGUUGAGGUUGAGUUUUUAGUCUGAAUGGUAAGGUAGAUGGUUAUGUGUUGUAUUUGGUUACAUAUUGGAAGUGCAAGGGAAUUUGGUGUGGUGCUGAAGAGCUUAAGAGUUCACAACAGUAACGUAGGUGUCAAUGAAUUUGUGAUGCCCAGAUGAUUAUCAAGUAUGUGUUUAAUGCCUAGGUUUUCUGCUGUCAAUUUUCAGUUUUCCAGACGUGCUCUUUAUUUACUCUUAAGACUGGGUAAUGCCUCCUUAGCAUAGUUUUGCAAGUAAUCUACUCCUUGUGAAAUUUCCUCGUAGCUGCUGGUUUACAGAUAAAUAAUAAUUUCUGCCACUUCCAAUAUCUGAGAUUCUUCUAAUUUUGAUGUUGGUGAAAGUAUUCUUUUCUUGAGUGGACAUGGAAUUGCAAUUAGGAUUUCAUGAAGGUGUAGGGGGAGCUUGUUCACUCACUGAAACGUGCUACAGUUCAGAGUUGUAAGCUCAAGAGAUAUAUACAAAUUCAGUAUCUCCUGUGCCCUACUUCCUAGUGGGAUUUAAGAUGCAUAUAGCUUGUGCUGGUUCUCUGCAAGUAAGUUAAGUUGUCAUCCUCUGAGAUCAGAUACAUUUUCCCACCUAUGAAUGUUGUUUCUCUUUAACAAACUCAGCCCACAAUUCUUUCCUUCAGUUUUGUUGCUUGCUUCUGCCUGAGAUGCGUUACUGUUUUUAUCCUAACUCUGUAAUUCUUUCUUCAACUAUUCUAAUGUACUUUGCUUCACAGUAUACUAAUUCUGAAUUUAGUCUUGCUAUGCAUAACUUAUUACUUGCAGUGUUAUAUAAAAUUUCCUCCUGAUUGCA